Molecule: messenger RNA, 1161 nt
Organism: Didymodactylos carnosus
Lineage: Eukaryota; Metazoa; Rotifera; Eurotatoria; Philodinida; Philodinidae
Source: the annotation of a GenBank genome assembly
AUGGCAUCAUCAUUAUCGUCGUCAAACUCAUCACUAGAUAAAAUUAAAUGCCAAUCUAAUACAAAUUGUAAAAAAACUGGUAUAUCGGUCUGUAAUGGCUGUAAAAACCAGUAUUGUGCUGAACAUUUGGUUGAGCAUCGUCAUUAUUUAUAUGAGCAACUUCAAGAUGUCUUAAGCGAGAAAGAAUUGUUUGGUCAAGAAGUCCAGUCACCAUCACUCGAUGAAUCAUCUGCUAAGCGACAAAAUGGUCUGUUUAAAGAAAUUGAUGAAUGGGAAACUGAAAUGAUCGAUGCAGUAAAACGAACCGCUAAAAAUGGUAGAAAAAUUAUUCAAAAAUUAGCUAACGCAGAAAAACAUAAAGUACGUGAAAAUUAUGAUGAAUUAAGUAAAGAAAUUAGUGAAAGACUAGAACAGGAUGAUUAUUAUGAAUAUGAUAUUGAACGAUUGAAAGAGGAAAUUGAAACAUUGAAACAGAAAUGGAAUGAUUCAAUGACAAAAACGAAAAUGACACAAAUUCAAAUUAAUUUUAAGGAUAUCGAUUGGUCAAAAAUUCUCGAAGUAACAGCAGAAAAUAAAGGAAAAAAGAACAAAAUAGAUGAUUCAGAACAAAAGAUAACUGAAUAUAAAACAACUUCACAGGAAACGUUUGGUGAAGUAUGUGGAACCAUUGAAGUUCGAGAAAAUGGUAGUCUUGCUUGUAAUGUCAACAAGGAUUUUUUCGGUUGUCAUUCGUCCGUAUUUGGAACCAAUCUCUAUUCGACUGACAUCCAUGCAAUUCCAAUGAGAAUUGAAAAAAUGACAAACUGCAUGUUUUUUGGAAUUAUAUCUGCUACAACAGCACAUACAAGCAAUCGAUCCUACAAACUACACACAUCUUAUGGGUGGGAUACUUACAAAAAACAUGCUUAUUUAAAUGGUAAUCGCAAAGAUGACUAUAAUAAUUGGGAUGGUAAUAUUAUUGAAGCAGAUAUAAUUGUGUUACUAAUAGAUUGCAAUGAAAAACGAAUUCAAUUAGUAAAUAAUCGUACUAAAAGUCAAUAUGAAAUGCCGAUUGAUAUUAAAUGUUGCCCAUUUCCGUGGAGAUUAAAUGUCAAUAUUGGUGGUCAUGACAAUCGUAUACGUAUUUUACACAAAGAAAAACUCGAAGUUCAUCAAACUUAA